Mytilus californianus (California mussel) is the source of this 1900-nucleotide messenger RNA. RefSeq lists its product as uncharacterized. NCBI's taxonomy places the organism in Eukaryota, Metazoa, Mollusca, Bivalvia, Mytilida, Mytilidae. Bases 286 to 1371 code for a protein of 361 amino acids. The record is from RefSeq and is a predicted model, not a curated record. The transcript is spliced from 2 exons.
AAUACUAUUCACCUGCCUUUUACCUGGCAGCAAUUAAUCCGAAUAGGUGGGAUAAAGUCUCUAUUUCUCUUCUGUAAAAUUUAACCCUGAACAAAUAAAGGAGCCCUGGGACACAUUUUAGUCGAUAAACACUCAAUAAUUUGUAUUCACGCAUCAGGACGUCACGACCGGAAGAUUCCGGGUAGAUCUUUAACAGCAGACGAAUAGAUCGGACUACCUUUUCAUUUAAUCCAAAUCUCCACAAUUGAAAGGUCAUAAUUUCGUAAUUGUGUUCAAAUAUCCACAAUGGAGAAUGUUCGCUACCGUGUAGCAAAUGAUAAAUUUGAGAAGAACAGUUAUUAUGUUGACACAGGAUUUAUGUAUUUGGAGCAUGACCUUACUACUGGAGAGGUUCGAAAUGUAAGCGAGUCCUACAACGAAGACGCUAAGGGAGACAAUCGUGCGAUAGAAUAUCAGGGCCAGAAACCCUUGGCGAUUACAGCAGGACAGGGAUCUCGGUCGGCAUCUGUUAUAAUGCCCGUGAACGAGCCGGUACAAGUUGCAGAUGACCCGAGGAUUGUCCGAAGGUCAACAGCAAUUCCUGAAAGAGAGGGGUCGGUUAUUAUUCCAAGUAAAAAGGAGGGAUCCGUCAUUUUAACAAGAAAAGAAGGACCAGUCAUUAUGCCACGUAGAGAGGGAUCCGUCAUUUUGACAAGGAAUGAGGGAUCGGUCAUUAUGCCACGUAGAGAGGGAUCUGUCAUCCUCACACGAAAAGAGGGUUCAGUUAUUAAUGGAUCGGUAAUUGGUGGAUCCGUAAGAUAUCCAGCAGAAAGAAUUGUGCAAAGAAGGAUCGUUACACCUACGGAAAGAUUCGCCUUGCCUCCAAGAGAGAGAGUCAUGCCAGGACCGAGAUAUAUCCAAGGUCCAACAGCCCGACCACAAACUGUGAGGGUUAUGCAAUCAUCAAAUGGCUACGCUCCAACAGUAAAUCCGAUUCCGGAAGGAAGACGCGUUGUCUACGUUGUUGAUGAUUCACAGCAUCCGGGCCGAUACGCAACACAACGUGUUGUUAACAGAAAUGAUGAAAUUGAGCGCCAUCAUCGCGACAAUAUUCACAAAUUGUAUAAAACAACGAUAAAUGUUGGUAGCAGCGAUUCUGAUUCUAACAGUGAUGUCCCGAAAGAAGUCAUUAAAACCCGGUACAUUAAUUCUGCUAAUAAUAGAUUUAAAAAUGUGAAAGGAGUUCCGAUCGCCAAAAUGUAUGUGCCGACUCCAGCAGGACCAUCAAAAAAUUCCAAUUCGGACAGUGAAAAUAGUUCUCUUGACAGUGUUGACAUUAAAAGAUUCGAAAAGGACUCAAAAAAGAGUAAAAGAUAUCAAAAGAGGAAGUGAAUUUGACGAAAAUUAAUUGUGCAAUAAACUAUUCCCUGUCCAGGGUAGAAAAUGAAAUCAAAACUGGUAUCCAACAAGAAAAUUUAGUUUCGGAUUAUACUGGUAGAAGUGUAUUCCAAAUCAGACUCGAAUUCUUGAAAGGAAUUUCAUGCAUCACUAUCAUAAGUGCUUACUGUCAUAAUCAAAAAUGAAUAUGUAUAUCAUUCAUGUAUGAUAAAGAAUAUGAAUAUUAUAUAAAUGUAUAUAUCAUCGGUGAAUAAUAUUAUUUUUAUAAAUAUUUAACCAAGUAGUAAAUUGUGACCUGUUAAAAUUACAAAUCUAAUAUCGAUCUCUUGAUUGUUAUUUUCACAAACAUUCCGUAUGUUCAAUGAGGUAGACUUGGUUAAGGGAGGUAACUCUGUAAAUCAGUAAUGCGUUUGUAAAAGGCAGUUUCAUCAAAUGCCUUUUAAGCAUCCAUUUAAACAAUAAAAGUAGUCUGUGUCACAAAGAAGCUCAGAAUAUAUUUAGGAAAAUGGUUGUAUUAUAAACA